Gadus morhua (Atlantic cod) is the source of this 4446-nucleotide messenger RNA. RefSeq names its product solute carrier family 24 member 4b (gene slc24a4b). Lineage: Eukaryota; Metazoa; Chordata; Actinopteri; Gadiformes; Gadidae. Gene Ontology annotation, molecular function: calcium channel activity; calcium, potassium:sodium antiporter activity. Gene Ontology annotation, biological process: calcium ion transmembrane transport; intracellular calcium ion homeostasis. Gene Ontology annotation, cellular component: plasma membrane. The transcript is spliced from 17 exons. Bases 777 to 2588 code for a protein of 603 amino acids. The record is from RefSeq and is a predicted model, not a curated record.
UCUCCGCGAGGAAUUCGGUUCAGGGGGGGAGGCGCCAACCACGGCGCGUGGCAUGACUUUGUCUGAAUUGAACAAUUAACCUUGAUGAGCAGCGAGCGUUCCGGCCCUAAUAGGCUCCUGAGUGGUGGCGCAGGUGCUUGGCAUGUGUGGCGACCGUGUCCCAAUCCAACCCAUUAGUGUUCAGUACUGAAGUCAACGCGUCGUAAGCCGUAUCGAAUUCAAGUCAAACCUAGGAUAGGAGAAGACGCAUUUUUUUUCCCUCGCUUCAUGCGUUUGGAGCAUUUAUUUUAUAUUUCGUCCCCGCAUAACGACACGAGUAGGCUACAGCAGUCCGUUCAUGGGUAACGGACAUAUCGUGGGAAGCAGAGCAAAGCUGCAUUGAUUGGAGACCAUUUUUUUUGCCCGCCCUGUGAAUUGCCAGUGGUGGCACGGAGUCGUCCACGCGCUCUGCUCCUCUGUCGGACCAGCAGCAGCUGAAGCAGCGGUGUAGUCAAUCUGGGCGCCCGGUGAAGACCCUGCCGUCCGCUCCACGCCUCACCUCCUCCGGCAGCACCAACGAUACCACCACCACAACACCACCACCAGCCAGCCCGGACACUUGAGAUGAGGACCGCGUCCCGAGCCUGUUCCGCGUGAAGAGGCUGAACAAGGAGGAGGAGGGGGGUGGGGGCAGUUUUCUUCGGCGUCUUGCGGUCCCGCAUUGAGGAGGCUAAGGACGAGGAGGGGUGGGGGGGACGGAGACGGAAAGUAGCCGCUGGUGCCGAGGAGCUGCGAUCAUGGAGCAGGAGCAGGACCAGGACCCGGGAGAGCGGGAGAACAUGAACGCCUCGAAGAAGAAGACGGUGUUUGCCAAGAUGUUCAAAGUUCGCAAGAGGAGGGAGAUGCUUUUUGUGCAAGUGUCGUUCGUGUGCAGCAUCCUGUUCGUGGCGUGGAGCAUGUCCACUCUGCUGACAAAGACAGGUCAUGGCAUGCAGGUGCAUGGCCACGCGGACCACGAGCACUGGGGCCGGCGCCUCAUGUCCUCGCCUACCGACGGCAACCAGACUGAGUCCAAGAACUGCACGGAACCCUCGGUCCACGAGUUUCCGGAGGACCUCUUCUCCUUUGAGGAGCUGAGGAGCGGUGCCAUUGUGCUCCAUAUCAUCGCGGCUCUCUACAUGUUCUUGGCCCUGGCUAUAAUAUGCGACGACUACUUUGUGACGUCGCUGGAGAAGAUCUGUGAGAAACUGGACCUGAGUGAGGACGUGGCCGGGGCCACCUUCAUGGCAGCUGGCAGCUCCGCACCAGAGCUGUUUGCCUCCGUCAUCGGUGUCUUCAUCACCCACGGCGAUGUGGGGGUGGGGACCAUCGUGGGCUCAGCUGUCUUCAACAUCCUGUGCAUCAUUGGCGUCUGUGGGAUCUUCGCUGGACAGGUGGUGAUGCUGACCCGCUGGUCGGUCUUCAGGGACUCCUUCUACUACACCCUGUCCGUGGUGGCGCUGAUCGCAUUCAUCUACGAUGAGAAGAUUGUGUGGUGGGAGAGUCUGGUGCUGGUGCUUAUGUACGUCGGCUACAUUGUCGUCAUGAAGUUCAACUCGAGCAUGCAGAAGUUCUUCACCGGCAAGCCCGGGAAGACCGUGGCCAACGGUAACGCGGCGGCCAGCAGUGAGAUGGAGGACGUCAAACCUAGCCAAGCCUCGCAAUUCAGUCGUGGUUCAGUGGUCAUGGUGGACGAGAUCAUCAACGCCAACCCACCCAAGUAUCGUUUCCCAGAGGCCGGCCUCCGCAUCAUGGUCACCAGCCAUUUUGGACCCAAGACCCGGCUACGCAUGGCCAGUCGCCUGAUAAUCACAGAGCGCCAGAAGUUGGUCCAAGCUGCCAACGGCGUUGAGACGCAGGUCAUUGACGGAAAGGUCAACGACAUUGAGAACGGAAACGUCCCCGAGGACAAGCCCAGUGAGGAGAAGGAAAACGAGACCAUCUCCCCCUUCCAUAUUCCAGCCGGCAUUGGCAGCAAGACUAAAUGGCUGAUUUCCUGGCCACUGCUCCUCCUCCUCUUCUUCACCAUCCCAAACUGCGCCAAACCUCGUUGGGAGAAGUUCUUCAUGCUUUCCUUCAUCCUCUCCACCGUCUGGAUCGCCAUCUUCUCCUACCUGAUGGUCUGGAUGGUCACCAUCAUCGGCUUCACCCUGGGCAUCCCCGACGUCAUCAUGGGCAUCACCUUCCUGGCCGCCGGCACCAGCGUUCCCGACUGCAUUGCCAGUCUCAUCGUGGCGCGCCAAGGACUGGGUGACAUGGCAGUGUCCAACACCAUCGGCAGCAACGUGUUUGACAUCCUGGUGGGUCUUGGAGUGCCCUGGGCCCUCCAGACCAUGUGCGUGGACUAUGGCUCUGAGGUGAUGAUCAACAGCCGGGGGCUGGUGUACUCUGUGGUGCUCCUGCUGGGCUCCGUCGGUCUCACAGUGCUGGGCAUCCACCUGAACAACUGGAGGCUGACCCCCAAGCUGGGCUGCACCGUGCUGGUGCUGUACGCCAUCUUCCUCUGCUUCUCCAUCAUGAUCGAGUACAACGUCUUCACCUUCGUCAACCUGCCCAUGUGCUUGGAGUAGAAGAGCAGAGGAGGGGGAAGGGCGUGGGAAACGUCCUCAACCCUUUUCUUGAUUUCCGAGACCCCCCCCCCCCCCCUCAAAACCAACACACAGACACACACACACAUACACUCGUCCUAUUACAUGUUACACACACGGCGCACUUCUGUGCCGAAACCCAAAGUGAUACUGGAUCUCAUUCUGUCCGCAGACUUCUAGAUGUGUCCCCUCUCUAUCUCAUCCUCACCCCGACCCAACCACACCACUCCUUACUCUAACCGCAUAACCUUGCCUGCGAAAAAAAAUAAUCUAACGUUUUGUCUCUUCUAUGACCUACAACUUGUUUACCCCAAGUUUGUUUGCAAAAAAAAAAAGAAACAAAAAAGAAGUUGCCCCCCUUCGUCUGAUUGGCCGCUCCUUCGACUCAGCGCUGGCCCUUUUUACGCCCUUAUUCGGGCAUUCCCCCUCCCCACUCCCCAACCGCCCUCUCUGCCCUGUUAAGUCUGUGUGCUCUUGCUGCACCCCCGCCCCCCCCCCCCCCUGUCGUCAAGCAUGGCUUUAUAUAGAUGUCAGGGCACCUGCUGUCUCAGGGGCCCUUCUUUCUGACUUGUAGGUGUUUCACCCACUGUGUCUCCCGCUGUAGAUUUACACACACAUAUACACGCAUACACACAUACACACGCCACCACAAACAUCAUGAGACUCUGGGGCUAGGGGCCUGAAUCCCGCUUUAAUACGGACCCCCCCCCCCCCCAACCUCCGGGAGAGACCCACACUCUGUCCACGUUCUGACAUCUCUAUAGGUUGACCCAUGUCACCCCUACCCCCACCCCUCCAACCAACGCUAUACACAGACCACACACAUGAACACGCACACACGCACAUGUCUCUGUGGCAGCUCGCCUCUCAAGGUGUGGCUCUGGAAGACAUCAAGGACCCAGGGGGGAGAUGUGGUGUGUGUGUUGUCACACCUCAGCCCCCCCCACCACCUACCCCACGCCUCAUCCUCUACCUUCCCCCUCAUCUAGAUUAAAUCUGCGUUUUGUGUUGUCCAAUCUCUCCCUCUCUCCAUAUUUCCAGAGGGCAUUCCUUUGAAGUGUGCUAGGUGUCUGGUCCCCGGCCGAAGGAGACUGCAGGGACCGUCUGUACGAGCAGCGCUCUGCACAACCAUGUAACAUUAUUUUGUCUGUUUUAUCUUCAAAACCAAGUUUUGAAAUUGGUGUGAAACACGAGAUGCUGAGGCAGUCUGAAAGGACAAGUUAUUUAUUUUGUUUGUCACUAAUUGCACAUGGAAAUGUUCUUUCGCCCUUGUGCGGCAAGGAUGAAUUUGUUUUUUCUCCUCACCAUUGAGGUGGGGAUGGUCAGCUGGUGGUGCUUUACUCCAUAGCUCAGAUAUAUAUAUAUAUUUAUUUUUCAUUCUAAAGUGUUUGGUCCAAUCCCCCCUGUCCCUGCCUCAUGGACACUAAACGGUUGGAGGAUAGACGGUAUGGGAAACGUUAAAUUCCCGCUCUCGGAUGGCUAAGUAGUGCGUCAGUCGUGCGUGGGUUUCUACCAGGUUGAUUUAAGCCCACAUUUUGAGGCAGCUCGAUGACGAGUGCUGUAUAAAGUAUAUAUUAAAUAACGUGACUGUCUUCUAUAAUACCGUCUCGCCACCAGAGGGCAGAGUACCUCAAUACUCCCUCCGACAACAACACCACCACCACAACCGUGCAUGGCAGGGGUUUCAACCACACCGAUGUGGGUUAUCAGGGAAAACUGAGCUGGACAGCACCUGGAGGUGGCGCCGGGGAUGGCGUUCUCUUGAUUUAUUUAUUUUUCUGGACUACAUGUAGAUAUUGCACUUUAAAAAAACAUCUAACAUAAACAAGUCGUCCUCUCA